This is a messenger RNA of Cicer arietinum (chickpea), 2568 nucleotides long. Its product is annotated as pollen receptor-like kinase 1. Lineage: Eukaryota; Viridiplantae; Streptophyta; Magnoliopsida; Fabales; Fabaceae. The record is from RefSeq and is a predicted model, not a curated record. Gene Ontology annotation, molecular function: protein binding; protein kinase activity; ATP binding. Gene Ontology annotation, biological process: protein phosphorylation.
GUUUCAAUGCCAUCAAAAGUUUUGAACCCUCCAAGCCUUUCUUCUUCACCCCUAGUAGCUCCUCUUCUUUUUAUCUCCAUUGAGAAUCAAGUCCUUCUGGAGGGCGCGCACGCCGCCCAUAGUGCGUGUGUGCCAUCUACCCUUUUCCACUAUGGCACUCACCACUCUUGGGAAGAAUAAUAACACAACAUUAUUGUUCAUCACAUUCUUUAUAUUGUCAUGUGUUGUUGAAUCAUCUUAUGCUGCUUCUGACUCUGAAAUACUCCUCAAGGUUAAGGAGAGUCUACAAAGCAGUAAAAAUAAUGCAUUUCUGUCAUCAUGGAACACAUCAUCAUCUCCUUGUAAUGGUGAUCAUGCAAAUUGGUUUGGUGUUCGUUGUUAUCAAGGUAAAUUGUGGGGUUUGAAGCUUGAAAAUAUGGGGCUAUCAGGGGUCAUUGAUGUUGACUCUCUUAGGGAGUUACCAUUUCUUAGAACAAUUAGUUUCAUGAAUAAUGAUUUUGAUGGUGAUUGGCCUGAGAUUAACAAGCUUGUUGGUCUUAAAUCAAUUUACCUUUCAAAUAACAAGUUUUCAGGGGAAAUUCCUAUGGAAACUUUUGAGGGUAUGCAAUGGUUGAAGAAAAUUCAUUUGUCAAAUAAUCAGUUUACAGGUCUUAUUCCAUCUUCUGUGGUUUUGUUGCCAAAGCUUGUGGAGUUGAGAUUGGAUGGAAACAAAUUCACUGGUCCUCUUCCUCAUCUUAGACAAUCCAAAUUGAAAUCUUUCAGCGUAGCUAAUAAUCAGUUGCAGGGCCAAAUUCCUACAACUCUUAGUAAAAUCGCCGCUUCUGCCUUUGCUGGCAAUGAAGAUUUAUGUGGAACCCCAUUGGCAGCAUGUCCUUCAAAGAAACCUUCAAUUGCAAGUAUUUGUGUGGUUGUUGUGGUUGUUUGUGUGGCACUGAUAGUAAUUGCAGUUGCUGUGAUAUUCAUCCUUCAUCAAAGAAGAAAGCGAGGACCAUCAUCGUCUCUAGACAAUCCGCCUUCGGGCGCGCACAACAACAAAGUAGGACGUGUGAGGGACGUUGGUAAUGAAAGUCAUAGAUCAUCAAGAUCAAUAAGUUCCAACCAUAGUAGAAGAGGUGAUCACAUGAAGUUGUCUUUUAUAAGAGAUGACAGAGAGAGGUUUGAUUUGCAAGAGUUGUUGAGAGCCUCAGCUGAGAUUUUGGGAAGUGGUUGUUAUAGUUCUUCUUAUAAAGCUUCUUUGAUGAAUGGACCAACAAUAGUGGUAAAGAGGUUCAAGCAAAUGAAUAAUGUAGGGAAGGAAGAGUUUCAAGAACACAUGAGAAGGAUAGGAAAGUUGAAUCAUCCUAAUCUCAUUCCUCUUGUGGCUUACUAUUAUAGAAAGGAAGAGAAGCUUUUGGUUACUGACUUUGUUCAGAAUGGAAGCCUCGCCGUUCGCCUUCAUGGACACCAAGCUCUUGGAGAACCAAGCCUUGAUUGGCCAAUAAGGUUGAAGAUAGUGAAAGGCAUAGCAAGAGGACUUGAAUAUCUAUACAAGGAUAUGCCAAGUCUAAUAGCACCUCAUGGAAAUCUGAAAUCAGCAAAUGUUCUUCUAACUCAAACAUUUGAGCCACUCCUCACUGACUAUGGAUUAGUCCCAGUUACAAACCAAGAAAUGGCCAAGGACAUAAUGGUAAUUUACAAAUCACCUGAAUAUUUACAACAAGGAAGAAUCACAAAGAAAAGUGAUGUUUGGUGUCUUGGAAUACUAAUUAUUGAGAUUCUAACUGGAAAAUUCCCUGCUACCUUUUUACAACAAGGUAAAGGAAGUGAGGUGAGUUUAGCAAAUUGGGUUGAUUCAGUUGUACCUGAGGAGUGGAAUAGUUCAGUUUUUGAUAAAGAAAUGGGUGCAACAAUUAAUGGGGAAGGUGAAAUGGUAAAACUUUUGAAGAUAGCAGUGAGUUGUUGUGAAGGUGAUGUGGAUAAGAGAUGUGAUUUGAAAGAAGCUGUAGAGAAAAUCCAAGAAAUUAAUGAGAGGGAUAGUGAGGAGUUUUAUACAGCUGAUAUGAAAUGAAAUUAAAACAAACAAACAAACAUAAAAUGUUCAUGUUGAAUAUUUGAGAUUACCUUAGUUAUUUUCAUAUCCCUUUUAAAAACACUGCCACAUAUAAAUAUUAAGAUAUGGAUUUACCCAGGGCAUAUAUUCUUUUCUCUUAAUCAUUUUAUCAUAUGAUGUAAUCAUGAAGGAAAAUGCUUCUUGUCACCAACAAUAUGUUCACAAAAAGAUCAUGAUAGAGAGAGCAAGUAAAUGUCUCAAUUCAUCUACAUAUGUAUUCUCUGUCAAAAACAAAAUCUAAUGAUUUAUAUUUGUCAUAUUUGUCUCAAAGACAAAUACAAGUGCUCUCUCUAGGAAGAAUUGAAAGAAAAUAAAUGAAGGGAAAGGAAUAUGGCAUUUUGUGGUUGAUGUUUUACUUUUUGAUUAACAUCUUUUUUGGAUUUGAUUGUAGUAACAAGGUUAACAAAAGCUUGUACUGUUUUUCACUUUUGUUCAACAAAGAUGUAUAGAAUGCAGAAUCUGUAUUCUCUCAACUUAAC